CUAAGAACUGUUAGGUUUCUAUAUUACAAUUGAUACAGAAUGGGUAAGCACAAGAAGACUCAAAAAAUUAAGAAACAAAGGAAUGCUCAGUUAAAACGUUUACUAAAGCCCACGGAUGCACGCCUUAAAGAGGAGUUGCGUAGAAAACGCCCCAAACCAGUAGAUCCUUAUCAGAUCAAAGUGAAUCAAGUCACCCAACAAAGUUCAGCAUUAUUCUUUCAAUACAAUACCCAACUUGGUCCGCCUUACCAUAUUAUUCUGGAUACGAAUUUCAUUAAUUUUAGCAUCAAAAACAAGUUAGAUAUAAUGCAGGGCAUGAUGGAUUGUUUAUACGCAAAAUGUAUACCUUAUAUACCGGAUUGUGUGCGAGCUGAACUAGAGAAAUUGGGCAAUAAAUAUAAGUUGGCUUUACGAAUUAUAUCGGAUUCACGUUUCGAACGUUUGCCUUGCCUGCACAAAGGUACAUAUGCGGACGAUUGCAUAGUGGAAAGAAUUAGACAGCAUAAAUGCUACAUCGUAGCUACAAAUGAUAAGGAUUUGAAAAAUCGCAUACGUAAAAUUCCGGGUGUGCCAAUUAUGUAUGUUGCAUCUCAUAAAUACGCAAUCGAGCGGAUGCCUGAUGCUUACGGCGUCCGGUCGUAGCGUUUUAGCUAUAAGUUUUUUCUACUUUUUUUAAUUAAAAGCAAGGAUAGAAAAUGUUUUAAAUU
Messenger RNA from Glossina fuscipes, 707 nucleotides. It is a transcript of the gene Bka, whose product is annotated as rRNA-processing protein FCF1 homolog. The record is from RefSeq and is a predicted model, not a curated record. Gene Ontology annotation, cellular component: small-subunit processome; nucleolus. The transcript has 2 exons. The coding region runs from base 40 to 642 and encodes 200 amino acids. Lineage: Eukaryota; Metazoa; Arthropoda; Insecta; Diptera; Glossinidae.